AUGGUAGGGCUUAUUCCAUUGCAAUUGGCAUGUGCAGUGUUAGAUCUCUCUUGAGCAGAGAGCAGACAUUUUGAUGUUCCAUGUGUGGUCUUGCAGUUUUCAGGGAGUAAAGAAAUACUGAAAACAGUAUGCAAAUUUUUCCUUUCUUAACAAAGUGUAAAUAUUGUGGAGAGAGUUCACCUUCUUUAUAAUUAGAUUGUGAAUGUAUGCAAGUUCACCACAGCAACUGAAACUGCCUGUAUUCUAUUUUUAGUGGAUUUCUUAGUAAAGAAGGUGUAGCAGGUAGGACUAGAGUAUCUUGUUACACUAUAUAUGUUACACAUAUAUUAACUUUUGUUUGUAUGUACAACCUGCAAAAUUAAGAAGCCUGCUGUUAUAGUUUCAGAAGAAUGACACAAUACAAAAAGAUCAACAAUACUUCAUUGCAGCUAAGGGGAAAAUCCCCUUCUACUUUCAUCUUUAAAUCCUCAACAGAAGAAAGCUGUUUUACCUGGCUCUACACCUGCAUAGUUAAACCAGAAGACAAAGACGCACAAAACCAUACUGACGAAUCACUUUCAGAUCUCAAGAAAAGCUGCAAGGAAAAUGUCACCUGCUCCUUGUGCUUAUUCCGUGCACCGACCAUCAGUGACAUGCUCAAUGAUGAGGACUUGUUGUACACAGUGAGGCUAAAGCUGGAUCCCUGCCAUCCAACAGUGAAAAACUGGAGAAAUUUAGCAAGCAAGUGGGGGAUGACUUACGAUGAAUUGUGUUUCCUUGAACAAAAGCCCCAAAGCCCCACCUUGGAAUUCUUGCUACGGAAUAGUGACCGGACUGUGGAGCAGCUGAUUGAUCUCUGUAAAUUUUAUAAGAGAAUUGAUGUUGUGAAAGUGCUGCUGAAAUGGGUGGAGGAAGAAUGGCCCAAAAGAGGGAACAGAACUUACCAGAAUGACUUCUAGGUCAAAGCAGGUUGUUAGUCUGUACAUGUUAAAUGCUAGCUACCAGUAAUACACUGGAAGUUUCCCUUGCAAGAGAGAGAAAGCCUGUACUGAGGAUUUGUAUACUGUGUAGGCCUUAUCUACUGUAUACACAAAUGUAAGCUUUAUGCCCUCAGGGUUGCAAAGAUAACUUUCCGAAAGUGGAUGGAAUCAUCCAGGUUGUGUUCUCGAGUCUGCAAAUACCUUCAGUUUCUUUGCUGCUGUUCACAGCCUUCCUAAACAGAAAAGGAAUGAAAGGGCCAGACCACUUGUUUUACUGCAGCAGUUGUGAACCAUAUCAGUUGUAAUUGGGAAAGCCACAGUUAGAAGGCAAGUCUCUUGGCUUUACUAGUAGCCUUUCCACAGUUUCGUUGUGUUCUACCUAGUACAAGAUGAGGUGGAAUUUUUUUCUUCCUUUUUAGUUGUUUUUUAAGCUUUGUGACACUGUUUUUGGCACAGGAACAUCUCAGUGUUCCCAGCAGCAGUUUGGAUAUGAAUGUUACAAUUAACUGAAUAUUCUACAUCACAUUUGAACAAAUUAUGUCUCUUUUAUGAACAAGAGUAGACAUUACACAAUAACAGAUGGUAAACAAAAGAAUUAUUCACAUGCUACUACAUCAUAGGCCAUAUAUUUGCUCUAAGAAGAAAUCAUGCAAUUCAGAGAGACUUUUCAACCCAUAACCUGUGGAGGCCAAAAGAACCAAUUAAAAGGCUCUAUGCUUAAAAUUACUUCCCAAAGGUUUAAAGACAGUGUACAUUCUGAGUGCAUGUAUCAAAUCCCUCUCACUUUGCAGUACAAGAUGAUGGCAGCACAGGGUAUUGUUAGUAUUGACUAUAACUUCACUUUUCACAGGCUGUAGUUUUCUUUACAGUCCUGUGGGUUGGCCUACUUUCUGUCCCACACCACAGCAGUUGCAGUCUUGUGUGAAACUAGCACUAUAUAUUGAUUAAAGCCACUCUAAUGGAAAAUUAACAGCUGAAUUCACAUACAGCCCAGGUGGGUGGUUAUUAAAGCACUUACAGUGGUUUAGACUGUUUUUUGGGUUUUUUUAAAGGAUUUUGAUACUCUGAAUUACACUGUUUACAUUUUAAAUGUUUCAGAAUUGGCCUUUUUCCUACCAUUCUUCUGACAUCUCAGACAAUGUAGUAUGUACAUAGGUGUAUAUACCAAAGCACUGGUCAAGAUGUGAGGCAAAACUUAGAAUGGGGUGCAGGUUGAUACAUUGUUUACUUUUCUCAAGUAGAAAUAAUAAGAAUUAGUAGUGAACCUGAGGGAAGUCUAAUGCUGUAUGCUGAAUUUCUUACUGUAAGAGAUUGAAAAGGGAUCUCUAUUAAUACUUUACUAUAGAUACUGAGUGGUAUGGUUACAGAGGAGCUAGAAGUAAAGACUAACAUUUUCAAUGUCAGGCACUUGUUCUGAGCUGACACAAAAUUGACUUUAUUUUACUGACUUCAAGAAGCUGAAAGUCUUGUUUCAGGGUAAAGAAAUUGACCUAAAUUUGAGGUUUAAAUUUUUAGUUUUUUAGAAAAGACUGGAAUUUGUAAUGAUUUUUUUUUAACCAUUCCUCAAAAGAAGCUGCUACUCUUUAGAACUCUAGUUUUCUAGCUGUAUUUUAGGGAGGAAGUUUUACUGCUCUGUCUUGUUGGGGCUGCAGUUCAAGUGUUUAAUGGUUCUCUUCUGAGCAUGGGUGUUUCCCAACAGAUGUCUGUCAGCUUGUAACUUUUGCCAAUAAUCUUCUGUCUUGUGUUAGAGGCUCUAGAUUCAGCUUUGAGGACUAUUGCUGUGCCUGGGCUGACUGCUGCUUUCAGUUCCUACAGAGGCAUCCACUGCCAAUGUGCAAAUAGCUCAUAAUCCAGCUUGUCCAACAUAAUUCCCAUACCUUGGGCUGACUGCAUGCAUGAUUUAAGAUCAUAUGUCUGUGUGUUAAGUUGUUCUUCGGAGUGAUGAGUACUGGCAUGUAUGCACACAGCUUUUCCCUCCCAUAACAUACCACAGGUAUAUCUGUGUGGUAUUACAAUAUGCUGUGCUUUGGUAGAUCCAGACCAGCUAGGAGCUGGAAUACUCACCUAAGAAUCAGAAUGGGAAUAUGAAAUGAUGCUGUAGCAUUCCUGAAUCAAUGUGUCCAACUGAAAUCUACUCCUUUUCCUGGUUUCUGGGAUUAAACUUGUAAAAUUUUGAAGAAACUCUGUUGUCUUGUGAAGAUCAGUUUGAUCCCUUGAAGCUCUUCAAAAAUUAAUGUCAGAUGCAAGAGUUCAUGUCGGAUGGAAAUAAAGCUGCUUCUGAGAGUUCAUACAUGGAUUCUGUAUAAACUCAGCUCUGAAGGUCGAAAAUGUUAGCCUUAAACUUCACCACACACUGGAUUACUCAUUACUAUACUUGAAAUACUUUUUUUUUCCUCCUUGUAUGGCAUAAAUGGAGAUGUACACACUCUUUUUAGUUUUAUAUCUGUUUACAAGAUAUUGGUUCUGAGUGUUCAAUUUAUUCUUAUGUCUUCUGUUAUAAUGUGUGCUAUUUUUAGAAGAAAUACAGUUGUCAAUGUUUGACUU
Molecule: messenger RNA, 3503 nt
Organism: Pseudopodoces humilis (Tibetan ground-tit)
Lineage: Eukaryota; Metazoa; Chordata; Aves; Passeriformes; Paridae
Gene: EDARADD
Product: EDAR associated via death domain
Biological process (GO): signal transduction
Molecular function (GO): protein binding
Source: RefSeq, a predicted model, not a curated record